CCAACUCAACUGACUCAAUCAACCCCAUCAAGUCAAUCAGCUCUAUCUAUCUUACCAAACCAGUUAACCCAAUUAACCCUCACUAUGCUUUCUCACUACUCAACCCUCUUUACCAAGCCAAGAGCUCAAGCCAACCAGCCCCGUACCCCGAAAAGCUCUCACUUCUUCACUAAAAACGGCAAAAAACUCAAACCAACAACCAAGAAACCAAAAGACACUCACAAAACCCGGGAUCUCGUGUCUCGCUACUUAUCCUCCUCUCGCGUCACUUCCAUCUUCCAACCAACACGCAAACCUAACCCCAUGUCUCCCCUGGGGCCACAAAACUACUCUACGGGGACCUACCGCUCGUCCAAAAAAGACACGCGCGGCGCUCGUAGUAGUACGGGGCAACCGGAGUGGUAUGUGACGUACCGGGCUAUCAUGGACGAGGAAGAAAAGAGAGUGAAGAGAGUGCGCAAGGAGGAAGAUAAAGCGUGGGAGAAGGAGGUGAGGAGGGAUAAAGAGAAGUAUGCGAGGGAUACGUUGGGGAAGGAGGGUGUGUUUGCGGAUGUGUUUGUGUUGCUGGGGUAA
Bipolaris maydis ATCC 48331 is the source of this 573-nucleotide messenger RNA. NCBI's taxonomy places the organism in Eukaryota, Fungi, Ascomycota, Dothideomycetes, Pleosporales, Pleosporaceae. The record is from RefSeq and is a predicted model, not a curated record.